AUGCGUAUCCCACUCAGUGUGUAUAAAGGAAUGGUACCACCAUUACUCAAAGCAAUAAAAGAAGAUAGGUUUAUUCUUCAGGAACCCAAAGUUCCAAAGCAUCAAGAAGCAAUGGCUCAUCUCAAUCAAAAAGGGGUCACUAAUGCACAACCCAAGAUGGAGCAAAGUUGGGAGUAUCCUCUCAGAGAGAAUCCUUCAGAAGUCAACGAAGUUCAAUACAGUGGUAAAUCCUGGUGGAUCAUCCAUCGAGAUUUUAUUUCGGAUUCCAAAAAUAGUGAAGGACUUCCAUUUCGCAUCAUGUCCGGUCGACUAGUGGUGAAGUCAAAGAAGAACCGAUAUCGAGUAGUCAAAAAUGUGGGAAAACGCAAAUCAAUUGCGGUUCAUGUAGGCGAUUUUUCAAGUCUCCUGCCAACUUAUAUAGACGCAGGCAAAGAGAGUAGCAUUUUCUUCAAUAAACUCGGCGACUGGGCUGUGAUCACUUUCUUCGAUCAAGCAGCACCACUGCAGCAUAAUGUGUACAAGCUCCUUACAAGCUGGAAUCAAGAUCUGAUGAAAAAUAUUAAGCUCAAUCAAGUUCAGGUAGAGGAGGGAAUCCGGCCUAGUUGGCGGGAAAGGAUCAUACGUUCUUGUGCCAAGAUGUUCAAACAAGAAAGAUCAGAUUACAAAUUUCUUACAAAAGUUAGAGCCAAUUGA
Puccinia graminis f. sp. tritici CRL 75-36-700-3 is the source of this 693-nucleotide messenger RNA. RefSeq lists its product as uncharacterized. The record is from RefSeq and is a predicted model, not a curated record. NCBI's taxonomy places the organism in Eukaryota, Fungi, Basidiomycota, Pucciniomycetes, Pucciniales, Pucciniaceae. The transcript has 2 exons. Bases 1 to 693 code for a protein of 230 amino acids.